Venustampulla echinocandica is the source of this 2064-nucleotide messenger RNA. RefSeq lists its product as uncharacterized. Lineage: Eukaryota; Fungi; Ascomycota; Leotiomycetes; Helotiales; Pleuroascaceae. The coding region runs from base 1 to 2064 and encodes 687 amino acids. The record is from RefSeq and is a predicted model, not a curated record. The transcript is spliced from 4 exons.
AUGGUUGCCUUACGUGGUAGAGAAUCCAACAAACCUACUCCUAUGGGGGGAGCCUGCGAGCUAAGCGAAGGGGAAACACGCCCCCUAUUCCAAGAUUCAGCCAAUCAGAAUUCACAUCGCAUCGUCACCCCAUCGACUAAUAGCGUUGUGUUCUGUUUGUUUUGGGAGUCCCGGUUGGGCGUUUGGACGGAGAAACUCACCAAAGAUAUCUUGCCUGGGACAGAUCUUCUCUUUCUUCUCGGCUUCACGUUUCUCCAUCUCUCCCAUCACACCGACAUCAACACCGCCAUCAGCAAACCCCGUUCAAAGCAAGAUCACGAGCUGAUAUCAAGGUCACGAGUUGAUAUCGAUAUCACCGCCAUAAUGGAGCAGCAGAAUAGCCAGGAACCGCGAAACGAGGGCCCUCAUGAUCCUAGUGUCCUCCUAGACGCCAACUUCUCGUUUAACGGUCUUCCAGUUCAUUCAUUCAACCCCAUCAACGCAGGUCUACUUCGUCAUCUUCCAUCUCCUCUCUGGUUCGACAGACCACCAAUCCGCUAUACCUCUGGUGACCCUAGUACCCUUUCAUAUCAAGAUAUUGUCGCAGGUCGACCUUACGCGCGCCGUCAUCCGCCCAAAGAGCAAGAGCCCUCGAUGGAUCAGAUCGCAAUGGACGAGAACAAGGCCAGCGUAUUGCAGCGCCUCGCCGUGCUCGAAGCAGAGGCUUCUGGCAAGGCCCCCUCUUCUUCUUCGUCGGCCCCCUCCUUGCAAAAGGAGUGGAAGGCCAUGAUGAAGAAGAAGGGUAAGGGCCGGACCCAGAAGCCCUGCUUCGGCGCGGGGAGGUGCAGCAAUGCGCUGUGCGACCACGCGGUUGUUGUUCCCUUCGCCCCCGCUCCAGAGGAGCAGAAGAUGAAGGAGAAACUUCUCUCGGUUAUGAGAGAGAAGAGCGCGAAGGAUGGCUAUGCCAUCAGCGAAGAGUACGGAAGAGCGUUCUUAGAACGCUGCGGGGGAAAGAUUGUCCUUGCGCUAGAGGCCGUAAAGGCCGAUAUUAACUCUCGGGAGGCGGCCCUGAUCAAUACAGGGCGUAUAAACUGGGAGAAGGAGCAGGUCAUGGCCGCGGCCCGACCUAAGGGCCCGGCCGAAAAUGGCCGUACCGAUACCAGAGACGAGCGGCUCUCGUUCCUGGAGCAUGACGACUUCCACCUAAACGAAAUGGUGGAGGAGGGAUGGCGCUCAAUGUAUGGGCGGCUCAUCAAGAAGAGAUACCCUGCAAAGAAGCAGGCAGUCAAGGCCUUCAAGGCCAAUCGAAAGGCAGCGAUGAUGAGGGCCCAAAGGGCCGAAUAUUAUACCGAUGUACGAAAGGAAGACAUCACCCAGGAAGAAUUAAACUGUCUCAUGGAGAAAUGGGACGAGGAUAACCAUAACGUCGAAUAUAUCAACGCGUUCGCCGACGAAAGCCGGACGGUUGGAGAGCCCAGGGUUCCCAACGACGACGACGAUGACGACGAAGAAUAUAACGCCGAACAGCCAGCUGAAGAAGGGGAAGAGAACUAUCUCAACCCAGAGGAGGAGGAGGAUAUUGAUCCCCUCCAGGUCGAAGAAGAACACGCCGCCGAUGACGAGAUAACAGUUUUCGGAGAGGAGAACGUCCCUCCCGAGGUGGAACAGACACCUGAGGAGGUUAAUACCAAUGAAGCGCCAGAGGAAGCAAUCCGACAGGUGCAGGAUUAUCUUUUGAUGCUCGAUUCCCCCAGUCGCCAAUUCUUAGGGCGGGUAGUUGACCUCCAGAUCUCCAUCGGAGGCGGUUCUCUCGAAGACAUCGUUCAUAUCCCGGAAGACGCUAUUCUGCAGUUCAUUGCAGCCACGGAUAUCCUCGAUCGCACAACCAGCGCCUACAUUCUGGGAAUGUGUGGCAAUAAUUUCGACCGAGCUAUGGCCUUCUACCCGGCCUUGCACCGUGAGCUGAUUCUACAUCUAUAUCGACAGGGAGUGGUCAUUAUACAGCAUAAUAAUCUCCACCAGGAGCUGUCACGCUUUGUUGAGAUGUUCUGGCUCUGCAUGACUUCAGUGAUGGGACGCCGUUAG